UUAAGCUACCAUUAAAAAAAAAUAGUUUGAUUUUCUGUUGAACUUGACUUUUGUAAUUUUGAAGAAACAGCUUUUUCCAGUGGAGAUGGCCAGCACAGUUUUGCCCAGCUGUUCUCAUCACCCCUCCGACAAAACGUGCUAAUGGCAGCUAGCGUGCCCCGCUACAGCACAGAUGAAAUUGCAAGGGCAGAUGGGCAGCCUUCAGCUCUCAGUAUCGUGUGAAGUCUGAGAUCCUCAGGCAGACACGGCGAGAGCCAGCAAAUCUCUCAGAGAGCUAAAAUCCUGGCUGAGUCUCAAAUUCUCUGUACGGGAAAGAAAUAGCUGUAAUCUGCUAGAAAAAGCAGAUGUGCGGGGGUCAUUCCAGCAGCUACAUCUGCCGUGCUUCCUCCACCUCACCCCGCCUUGUAAGACCGACUCGUCCUUUUCCUCGUGACCGAUAGCAAGAAUAGGCACGCACAAACGCCAGUCACGUUCUAUUUGUUCUGUAGGAUGGUUAUUCUCUCUUUGACCCGUGCAGCAGCCCUACUAAGCCCUGCUGCUCCCUCGUUGUCUGAGGGAAGGUGUCCGUCCUUGUGGCUGUGCUUGUGUGGGAACGGUGCUGGGAACAGAGGCAGUCCUGGCCCUACACCAGCUUAGCCCACUGCCCAUGCUGGGGUAAGGAUCAGACCUGCGGGGCACGUUUCCACCCGCAGGUGCUCUUGUCAGUCUCCUAGCCCAGGGCAGGGCACCGAAGCCCAGCAGCUCUUCCCGUAAAAGUUCUUCCCAGAGCUGCCCGACGCCCUUCAGAGACAGCCACAUCCCGUCACGGAAUCUUUAGGACAGACAGCUCGCUUCCUCCCUCCUCCCUGUCGCCGCUCGGAGCCGGCCCGAAGGCGCCCCACAAGAUGGCGCCGCACCGCUUUCGGGCGGACCCGGAGUAAAGAUGGCGGCGGCGCCUUCUUCCGCUUCCGCAGUGUCGACGGCCGUCCCGCCCUCAGUAGCGAUGGCGGCUCCCUGUGCGGUGUGGCUGGAGGACCAGGUGGAGCGGGUGCCUUGCCCCUACGACGCCCAUCACCGUGUGCCGCGGGCGUCGUUGGAGAGGCAUGCGGCGUCCUGCCGCCUCCGCAAGAUGGGCUACUCCGCCGAAGAGCAGGCCGAGAUGUACGACUCUCGCUUCUUCUAUGAGAACCUGAAGGUGCCCACCGUUGCAAUGGAUAAAGAGCUACAGUUUCACAUAGUUCAGCAAGCUAGAGCUCAGAGUGCUAAAGAAGGCAUAGGCUACCCUGAAGGAUCUUAUUCAUCACUGCCUGUAGAAGUUCCUCAAAAUCACAAGCGUUUCACCUGUGACCUGACUCAAGCUGACCGUCUUGCUCUUUAUGAUUAUGUUGUUGAGGAAACAAAGAAACAGAGGUCUAGGUCGCAAAUCACAGAAAAUGAUAGUGACCUCUUUGUGGAUUUAGCAGCCAAGAUCACUCAAGAUGACAGUCAGAAAGGUCCAAAGUCCCAUCUUGAAAUUCUGGCUGAAAUGCGAGACUACAAAAGGCGACGGCAGUCAUACAGGGCUAAGAACGUUCAUAUAACAAAGAAAUCUUACACUGAGGUGAUUCGGGAUGUGAUUGGUGUACAUAUGGAGGAACUCAGCAGCCACUGGCAGGAAGAGAAUAGGUUGGAGAACGCAGAGAUCUGUGAAGGGGGAAAGUCAAAGUCUUCAGGAAGAAAGGAAGACAGGCGCUCAGCUUCAGUGGAGUCGAGGCAAUCUGGAGGGAGCUCAAAGGACACUGAACGCACCAGGCAUAGGCGAGAUAGCAGCAGGAGUCCAAGUAAAAGAAAAAGGAGUCGUGACAGAGGGAAGGACAGAGAUUCUCGGAGGAAAAGAGAAAGGGAAGAAGACAAGUAUCACAGCCAUAAAAGAAGAAAGUAGAAACAAGAACAUAAUGAGUUUGUUUGUUCAAAGAAUUGCUUGCACAGGAUGUAUUGUUACUGCUGUUAUGCCAGAGACAGUAAUGCUGUGAACAUAA
Numida meleagris (helmeted guineafowl) is the source of this 1997-nucleotide messenger RNA. RefSeq names its product small nuclear ribonucleoprotein U11/U12 subunit 48 (gene SNRNP48). Lineage: Eukaryota; Metazoa; Chordata; Aves; Galliformes; Numididae. Gene Ontology annotation, cellular component: nucleoplasm; cytosol; U12-type spliceosomal complex. The transcript has 9 exons. The record is from RefSeq and is a predicted model, not a curated record. Bases 923 to 1900 code for a protein of 325 amino acids.